AAGACAUCGAGAGGCCAUUGUGGUGAUAUUUAUAAACAAUGGCUUACACCGCAGAUUCAAAUGCGCCUUUACGAGAUGUUAAAAGAGUACAGUUUGGGAUAUUGAGCCCAGAUGAAAUUAGACGUAUGUCAGUUACUGAUGGCGGAAUCAAGUACUCUGAAGUCACUGAAGGUGGCCGUCCAAAGCUGGGUGGACUUAUGGAUCCUCGCCAGGGCACUAUUGACAGGACAGCUCGGUGUCAGACAUGUGCAGGGAACAUAUCUGAGUGUCCAGGUCAUUUUGGUCACAUUGAGUUGGCCAAGCCAGUGUUCCACAUUGGUUUCCUAGUAAAAACCAUCAAAGUGCUCAGAUGUGUCUGUUUCUUCUGCUCCAAGCUUCUUGUUGACCCGACAAACCCAAAGAUUAAAGAAAUCUUGUCAAAGUCCAAAGCCUACCCACGGAAACGACUAGUCGCAGUUUAUGACCUAUGCAAGUCACGAAAAGUCUGUGAAGGUGGGGAUGAAAUGGAUUCUAAGCUUGGAGAUGAGCAGGAAGAACAAAAGAAGGGGCAUGGCGGAUGUGGUCGAUACCAGCCCAAAAUAAAAAGAACUGGACUGGAGCUGAUUGCUGAGUGGAAGGACACGAAUGAGGACUCACAGGAGAAAAAGAUUGUACUAACAGCUGACAGAGUUCACGAAAUAUUCAAGAGAAUAUCUGACGAAGAAUGUCAGGUAUUAGGAAUGGAUCCUAAGUUUGCUCGCCCAGAUUGGAUGAUUGUGACCGUAAUGCCAGUGCCCCCAUUGUCUGUCCGUCCUGCUGUUGUCAUGUUUGGAUCAGCCAGAAAUCAGGAUGACUUGACACACAAACUGGCUGACAUCAUCAAAGCAAACAACCAGCUCAGGCGAAAUGAACAGAAUGGUGCUGCAUCACACAUCAUUGCAGAGGACAUGAAGAUGUUGCAGUACCAUGUUGCUACUCUGGUAGACAAUGAACUCCCAGGUCUGCCAAAGGCAGUUCAGAAGUCUGGCCGUCCUCUGAAGUCAAUCAAACAGAGGUUAAAGGGUAAAGAAGGCCGUGUCAGGGGAAACUUGAUGGGAAAACGUGUUGAUUUCUCAGCCAGAACUGUCAUUACUCCAGAUCCUAAUCUGAGGAUUGAUCAAGUGGGCGUGCCACGAUCCAUUGCACAGAACAUGACCUUCCCAGAAUUGGUCACUCCUUUCAAUAUUGACAGAAUGCAAGAACUUGUGCGGAGGGGAUCAAAUCAGUAUCCAGGUGCUAAGUACAUCAUUCGUGACAAUGGUGAAAGAAUAGAUCUGAGGUUUCACCCCAAAGCAAGUGACCUCCAUCUGCAAAUUGGGUACAAGGUGGAGAGACACAUGCAGGACAAUGACUAUGUGGUGUUCAAUAGACAGCCCACUCUCCACAAAAUGAGUAUGAUGUGUCACAAGGUGAAAGUUCUACCCUGGUCAACAUUCAGACUUAAUCUUAGUGUAACCACACCAUACAAUGCUGAUUUUGAUGGAGAUGAAAUGAAUCUCCACUUGCCCCAGUCAUUGGAAACCAAGGCAGAAAUCUCCAACCUGGCCCUGGUACCUAGAAUGAUCAUCACUCCACAGGCCAACAGACCUGUCAUGGGGAUUGUGCAGGACACACUGACUGCUGUCAGAAAAAUGACCAAGAGAGAUGUUUUCUUAGACAGGGGCCAAGUCAUGAACCUUUUGAUGUUUUUACCUCGAUGGGAUGGCCAUGUUCCUCAACCAGCCAUUCUAAAACCAAAGCCCCUUUGGACAGGAAAGCAGCUGUUUUCACUGGUUAUCCCAGGUCGUACCAAUUGUAUCAGAACCCACAGCACCCACCCAGAUGAGGAGGAUAAAGGACCCUACAAGUGGAUCUCCCCUGGGGACACAAAGGUACUGAUUGAGGAUGGCAUGUUGAUCAGUGGCAUUCUGUGUAAGAAGACUUUAGGAACUUCAAGUGGGGCUUUGGCUCACGUUGUCUUCCUAGAGUAUGGAUGGGAGAUUGCUGGUCUAAUGUAUGGCCAUAUUCAGACACUGGUUAACAAUUGGCUGUUAUUGGAGGGACACAGUAUUGGUAUUGGGGACACCAUUGCAGACCCUCAGACUUACUUGGAUAUCCAGGAAACUAUUAAAAAAGCCAAGCAUGAUGUGAUAGAAGUGAUUGAGAAGGCACACAAUGAUGACCUUGAACCCACCCCUGGUAACACUCUCAGGCAGACUUUUGAAAAUAUGGUGAACAGAAUUCUGAAUGAUGCCAGAGAUAAAACAGGAAGUAAAGCCCAGAAAUCUCUGUCUGACUACAACAACUUCAAAGCCAUGGUGGUGGCAGGUUCGAAAGGAUCCAAGAUCAACAUUUCACAGGUUAUUGCCUGUGUAGGACAACAGAACGUUGAAGGAAAGCGAAUUCCAUUUGGUUUCCGUCAUAGAACUUUGCCUCACUUCAUUAAGGAUGACUAUGGACCAGAGUCUAGAGGAUUUGUAGAGAACUCAUACCUCGCUGGUCUGACACCAUCAGAGUUCUACUUCCACGCCAUGGGAGGUCGUGAAGGGUUGAUUGAUACUGCUGUCAAAACAGCAGAAACAGGUUACAUUCAAAGAAGAUUGAUCAAAGCUAUGGAGAGUGUGAUGGUUAAAUAUGAUGGAACUGUACGUAACCAGGUAGAGCAGCUAGUCCAGCUUCGUUAUGGAGAGGAUGGUCUGGACGCGACCCAUGUUGAGUUCCAGACUAUGCCUACCCUCAAGCCCUCCAACAGGGCUUUUGAUAGGCAGUUCAAAUUUGAUGCCACAAAUGAAAGGAAUAUGAAGAAGUGCUUAUCAGAGGAAGUGAUCAAAGAUUUGAUGGGAGAUGCCAUUGCAGUGUCCCAGCUAGACAGAGAAUGGGAACAGUUGAAGGAAGACCGAGAAAUUCUUCGUUCUAUCUUCCCUACAGGAGACAGCAAGGUGGUUCUGCCCUGUAACUUACAGAGGAUGAUCUGGAAUGCACAGAAAAUCUUCCGUAUUGAUGUUCACAAGCCAACAGAUCUUCAUCCCAUUAAAGUUGUAGAAGGAAUUGAGGAGUUGUGCAAGCGUCUGGUUGUGGUGGUGGGAGAGGACAGACUGAGUAUCCAGGCUAAUGCCAAUGCUACCUUGCUGAUCAAGUGUCUGAUCAGAUCUACACUAUGUGCUAAACGUGUGACAGAGGAGUUCAGAUUAAGUUCUGAGGCAUUUGAAUGGCUCAUCGGAGAAAUCGAGUCCAAGUUCCAGCAGGCACAGGUCCAUCCAGGUGAAAUGGUUGGUGCCCUUGCUGCCCAGUCUCUUGGAGAACCUGCCACCCAGAUGACACUGAACACUUUCCACUACGCUGGUGUGUCUGCCAAGAACGUAACCCUUGGUGUGCCACGUCUGAAAGAGAUCAUUAACAUCUCCAAAAAGCCAAAGACCCCAUCACUUACUGUGUAUUUGAUUGGUCAGGCUGCAAGAGAUGCUGAGAAAGCUAAGGAUGUGUUGUGCAGACUUGAACACACUACUUUGCGUAAGGUGACUGCUAACACUGCUAUCUACUAUGACCCUGACCCUCAGAAUACAGUGAUCUCUGAAGACCAGGAGUGGGUCAAUGUGUACUAUGAAAUGCCAGACUUUGAUGUAUCGAAAAUAUCUGCCUGGCUGCUGAGAAUUGAGCUUGACAGAAAGAGAAUGACGGACAAAAAACUUACAAUGGAGCAGAUCUCGGAAAAGAUUACUGCUGGGUUUGGUGAUGAUCUAAACUGCAUCUUCAAUGAUGACAAUGCCGAAAAGCUUGUCCUUCGUAUCAGGAUUAUGAACUCAGAUGAAAGCAAAAUGCAGAAUGAGGAGGAAAUCGUAGACAAGAUGGAGGAUGACGUUUUCCUGCGUUGUAUUGAAGCCAACCUGUUGUCGGACAUGACAUUGCAAGGAAUUGAGGCCAUUGCCAAGGUGUAUAUGCAUUUGCCAAACACAGAGGACAAGAAAAGAAUCUUUAUCACAGAGGAGGGUGAAUUUAAGGCAGUGGCCGAGUGGAUCCUGGAAACUGAUGGUACAGCUUUGAUGAAAGUGCUCAGUCAGAGAGAUGUUGACCCAAUCAGAUCCACAACCAACGACAUUGUAGAAGUCUUCUCGAUCCUUGGCAUAGAGGCUGUGAGAAAGUCCAUUGAGAAAGAAAUGAACCAUGUCAUUUCCUUUGACGGUUCCUAUGUCAAUUAUAGACAUUUGUCUCUGUUAUGUGACUCCAUGACAGCUAAAGGUCAUUUGAUGGCCAUUACAAGACAUGGAAUCAACAGACAAGAAACAGGGGCAUUGGCUCGUUGCUCCUUUGAAGAGACAGUGGACAUUCUAAUGGAGGCUGCCUCUCAUGGAGAAAUGGAUCCUAUGAAGGGUGUCUCUGAGUGUAUUAUGCUGGGUCAGUUGGCUAGAAUUGGAACAGGAAGCUUUGAUUUGUUGCUUGAUGCUGAAAAGUGCAAGUAUGGUAUGGAGAUUCCAACCAACAUUGGAGCUGGAAUGCCAGGUGGAAUUAGCACUGGUUUGUUCUUCGGAGCAGGAGCAAGCCCAACAGCAGGAAUGUCACCUCAGAUGACACCUUGGCAGCAAGGAGCUACCCCAGCUUAUGCCAGUGCUUGGUCACCUGGAGUGGGCAGUGGAAUGACCCCAGGUGCAGCAGGAUUCUCACCCUCUGCAGCCAGUGAGAGUGGAUACAGUCCUGGCUACAGCCCUGCUUGGUCCCCUCAGCCAGGUUCACCAGGACCAGCCAGUCCAUACAUACCUAGCCCUGGAGGAGCUAUGUCUCCUAGCUACUCUCCUGCCUCACCCUCGUAUGUGCCAUCUUCUCCUGCUGCUACACCACAGAGUCCUGGAUAUUCACCAACAAUUACAGUCCAACUUCCCCAAGUUAUUCUCCAACCUCCCCCAGUUACUCUCCUACAAGUCCAAGUUAUUCCCCGACUUCUCCAAGCUACUCUCCAACGAGUCCAUCUUACAGCCCUUCAAGUCCUUCUUACAGCCCAAGUUCUCCAAGUUAUUCACCAACAAGUCCUAGUUACAGUCCAACAAGCCCAAGCUAUUCUCCCAGCAGCCCUAAAUACAGUCCUACAAGUCCUUCCUAUUCCCCAACAAGCCCUUCCUAUUCCCCCAGCUCCCCGCAGUACUCCCCCUCAUCUCCAAAAUAUUCUCCCUCGAGUCCUUCAUACUCCCCCAGCAGUCCAAAAUACACCCCCAACUCUCCCACAUAUUCUCCUUCCUCUCCUAACUAUAGUAUCAAUGAGUACAGUCCAAGUUCUCCAAGAUACAGCCCCAGUCCAAAGUAUUCCCCCACAUCUCCGACCUACUCCCCAACCAGCCCCAGACAUUCUCCAGCUAGCCCUUCCUACUCCCCCACAAGCCCCCAAUACACCCCAACUAGCCCAACAUACACACCAACAUCCCCACAGUACUCCCCUACCAGUUCACGUUACUCCCCAGACACGCCUGGAUCACAGUGAAAAGCUGAACAGUUGUGAACUGAGUAAGACACAUUUAGUGUGUGUACGAAUUUAUCUUGUACAACUUAUCAAACACCUGUCAUACGAAGAUGGAAAAGAGAGAAAACAGACAGAAUACGGAAUAAUGGCUCGAUACGAUAGUGACGACGAUAGGAAGAAACGAAAAAAGAAGAAAAAGAAACAUUCAAGAUCAAGAUCCCUAAGUAGCAGUGACAGCAGAGUAUCAUCAAAACAUAAAAAAUCCAAAAAGUCCAAGCAUCGUAGAAGGUCACCAUCAUCUUCCCCAGAAAGGUCGCGACAUAGGAGAUCUCGUUCUAGGAGUAGAAGACGAUCACACAGCUUUGAUAGAGAUUCUAGGUACAGGUCAAGGUCACGCAGCAGAGAUAGGUAUUCCAGGCGGAGGUCACGAAGUCGAGACAGAAGAUCCAGAUCGUCUAGUCGCAGUAGACGGCGUGCAAGAUAUUCCAGGUCAAGGUCAUCAAGUCGAGACAGAUAUCGGUCAAAAAGGUCUAGAUCGAGAGACAGACACAGAGAAAGAAGUCCAAAAAAUAAAUCCACUGAAGACCCUUGUGCAAAUUUUCCUGGAUUUGCAGACAUGACACCCUCUGAGCAGGCUCAGAUCAGGAUGCAAAUGGCUCUAAAAGCUGCAGCUGCAGCAGAUGAGAAGAUUAAGGAGCAGACGACAAGUUCAAAGAAUAGUAAAUCCCUCAAAGAGCAGCUACAGUUUUCUAAUGCUGUCAAGGAAAUUGAGAGUUCUUCAUUUGUCCAGUCUUCAUUUUCUUCCAACAGAACAGACAAAGAUAAGACAAGUUCAAAAGAAGAGAGUUUUUCUUUUGGUACAGCUGCUGAGUUCAAGCCUGACAUGGCAGUGAAAAAAAUCCUAGAAGUGGAUGAUUUAUCAAAGCUAGCUCAUUCCAAUCUGUUUGUCGAUCCUGAUGUCAAGAUGGAUCAGUGGAUUGAGAGACUGAAAUCAUCUUCGUAUGAAAUGGAAAGCAAACUCAGAAACCACGAAAGAAGAGCAAAAGCGGCGGCGACUGUGAGUCAACAUGAUACUGAAGACCUUCUGUCAUAUACCUCCUUAAAUAAGAAUUACACAAUUCCUAAAGUAUCACCAGAGGAAAGGGAGCGUCGAAAGAUGUUGAAAGAUUGUGGAAUUGAUACAAAGGGAAUGUCAAAAGAUGAAAUAGCGGAAAUUGUGAGAGCAAUAGAACUGUCAAAACAAGAUGUGAAAGAGAAUCCUUAUGACAUGGACACACAAAUAGAUCAUAGCCAAUCCAGCCAGUCAGAAUUAGAGUCUUUAACAUCACACCAAUUGAAGAAAGCUUCACAAGAAUCCAGCCUAUCAGGAAAAGCUUCUCCAACAGCCCACCAAUCAAAGAAUGCUUCACAAGAAUCCAUUUCAUUGAACAAAGGUAGCCAAGACCUUCCCCAGUCAGAUGGUGCUUUACUGGAUGAAAAUUUGAUAGAGGGCGAGGAUUCAAAAGAACAGUUGGAACACAGAGGAAACAAAAAGCCAAUAGGUAGAAUGAGUUUUAGAUUACACAGGGAACAAGAAGUGGAAGAGGUUUCAGUUGGGAACAAGGAAAAGAUUGACAAAAAAGAGCUUAAAACUGAGGAAUGCUUUACUAAAACAUCUAAAGCACCCGAAAAUCCAGAUCAUAAUGGAGGAGUGUUUGACAGGGUUGUCAGGACAUGCAAGAAAGCAAAGGCAGCUGUUUUCAGGAAUUUGACCCAAAAACAACAGGCAACACAGAGCCCUGUGAUAAUUCCAGAUUCUCCAGAAAAUGAAGAGCAAAGUGAUGAUGAUUUUGUACCAAAAGUGAAUAAGAAUCCCCACAAGAGAACAAUAGUAGAGAGCAGUGAGGAAGAGGAAAAGAAUUUUGUUUCAGAAAAGCCAAAGAUUCAGAAUACAGUCGGUUCUAAAAGAAUUAAACUGAUGCCCCCUGGUACAGAGAAAGGGAGGGACAUCCAGGAGGAAAAGGGUCACAGAUCAGUGUCCCCCAUGGAGAACGAUUUGGAGUUCUUUAAACAGGACCUUGCUGAUAAACAUGCAUGUAAGACACUCUCCAACGAUCAUCAUUUCAGGAAAAUGAAGUCAGUGAAGAAAGAAAGAAACAAGAUCAGGACUCCUUUUUAUGCACCUAAUAUUAAAGAUGUCGAGAGAUACACAAAAGUGAUUCUGCAAGCAUUUGAGAUUUAUCAUCGGAAACUUUUUCUCCUCCAAUCUAAAUCAUGCAAUUACAUGGACAGGGGGGAACCUGUCAAGCCUGGUCGACAUAUGGAGAAAACGAUUGACCUGAAAAAGCGAGGUCAGCAGGAGGUGGCCAUUACUACUUAUGGUGACGAUGAUGAUAUUACAACAGAAGAUCAUGUGUAUGGUCAAUUCUCUGUGAAUGAGAAUCCACUUGAUUUUAUGGAUGAUGAUGCAGCUGCCCAUGAAGUGAUUAAAACAGGAUCAGCUAAGGCAGAAAAUAGACCUCUGAAAUUGACCAAAACAAGAAGAAAAACAAAUAAAGAGAAGGACUCUGUCAAAAAUACAGUGAAUAUUGUGGAGGAUGAUGAUGUAAUGGAAGUGAUGGACCAAAGUAGUCAGGUGGAAUUGCCUCCUCUGGAGGGUCAGAAAGAGGAUCAGGAAUUAUCUGAAUACUUUUUGGGACAAGACAAAGAAAAUGAUCUUGAAACCAUUCAUGAACAGAGGCGUGUUCAAGACAGACACACUCCGGAUAUUUUGAUGGCGGAGGAUACAUUUCUGAAAUUAGACAGAAAGCAAGACCCCAAGCGAAAUGGAAGGACUUCACAAAAAAACAGAAGGCCAGAAAAGCAAUUACAGUUUGAUGUUCAAGCACUUAGAAAUAGAGUUACUGAAAGUAAAAAGAAUGAUAUAUACCACAACAACCAGUUUAUGUUAUCAGAAAAUACUUCAAAAACCAGAUUUAAAAGACAUCAUAGUGACAUUAGCACAGCUAGUUCAGAUUCAACAUCUAGAAUGGAAGAGGAUUUCAUUCAAGAAUUAGCAAAGAAGGAUAAAUCAGUAAAAUAUGGAACUGUACAUCCGGCCAGGAAUCCUGGGAUAAUGAUUAAUCCGGAUGGAGAUGUUUAUGCUACGCAGAUGUGUGCAAUGGAGGAGAAGCAUUCAAAUAAGAUUGAAACCAAUGAAGAAAACUCAAAUACCCAGAUGACAGAUAAUUAUUUUGAUGCUGGAGGUAGUGGUGACCAAAUUAAUUCAAUCAUUGUGAAUGAUGAUGAGAGUGUAGAAAUGGCUGCUUCAAAACGUGAUGUUGAGAAAGAAGAUGAAGUUAUUGAAGAAGUCAUCACAGACGACUCAGAAGAGGAAGUUAUAUUUUCUGUUAAACAACCCAAGGAGAAUGCACCAAGGCCAAAGGAAAACAGCAGUCAGGAAGGUGAGGUUAAACUGAACAUAAAGAGAAGACUCGAGCCAAAGAAAGCGAGAAAGUUCCAGGUAGCAGAGUCUGAUGAAAGCACCGACAGUCCAACCUCCAACGAUGACAAGAAGGUGGAAAGAGAUGUCCAUGUUGAAAGUGGUGAGGGAUGGCUAUCUGCCAGAAACUGGACAAACAAUAAACCGACUGUAAAAACAUAUACAAGGAGAACCAAAAUGAGUGAAACUUCAAGAAAACCUCCUCCUAAGGUGUCAGAAUUGGUGCCUUGUCCCAUGUGUUAUAGGAAGUUUGAUAGUGACCACAUAGAGACCCACGCAGCUGAGUGUGAGGGAGAAGUUAAUGAUAAUGCCGAUGAAAACAUGGACACAGAGGCUGAGCGAAAUCAAGACAAUUUAUCGCCAUCCAGAAAUAUGACUGGGCAGUCCUGUAUAGUGUGUCUGGAGCCAUUACCACAUGGAUUUGAUGAGAUUGCUCAUCCUCAGUGUUUGGAGGAAGCCACACAGGCGCAGCACCAGGCAGAUAACAAAAUAUUUUACAACAUGCAGGUGGAGGAGCCACGGACUACAAGAUCCAGGGGGAGGUCCCAACAAGUAAAAUCAACCGAUCAAAAGCCAGACCUGGCAAACCCAUUUGUGUUCAAUAUAGAUGAUAAUUGAAUUGUUUGUGAUAGUUGGA
Molecule: messenger RNA, 9540 nt
Organism: Saccostrea echinata
Lineage: Eukaryota; Metazoa; Mollusca; Bivalvia; Ostreida; Ostreidae
Product: DNA-directed RNA polymerase II subunit RPB1-like
Exons: 49
Coding region: 39-9521 (3160 amino acids)
Biological process (GO): DNA-templated transcription
Cellular component (GO): RNA polymerase II, core complex
Molecular function (GO): DNA binding
Source: RefSeq, a predicted model, not a curated record